AUGCAAGCAGACAGCCGUGAGAGUCUAGAAGGCAAGACACCCCUGCCUUGUCCUUUCCAAGAACCAAUGACAGCACCCAAGCACAUGCAAGAUGGCUCAACGGCAGUAGCUGAGCAGUUGGAAACAAUUGAUUUGAGUAAUGACCCCUCUGUCCCAAGACCCAUCUCUGUCAGUGUUCAUUUAACGGGGGAAGAGAAGGAAGCUUUGGUGUCUUUGUUGAAAGAAUUUCGAGAUGUGUUUGCUUGGAGUUACGAAGAGAUGCCCGGCCUUAAUUCAAAUUUGGUGGAAAUUGAAAAACUGUUAGCUGCUAGAUUCAUCAAGCCAAUCAAACACCCGACGUGGCUAGCAAAUGUUGUGCCCGUGAAGAAGAAAACUGGGGUAAUUAGGAUAUGCACAGACUACCGUGAUCUCAAUCGAGCUUGCUCAAAUGAUGAAUUCCCGCUACCCAACAUGGAUAUCUUGAUCGAUUCAACCUCAGGUCAAGGCUUCCUGUCAUUCAUGGAUGUGUUCAGUGGCUAUAAUCAAAUCAAGAUGUCACCCAAGGAUGCUAAGAAGACAGCCUUUCGAACGCCCUAUGAAAAUUUCUACUCCAAGGUCAUGUUGUUCGGUCUCAAGAACGCCGGUGCUACCUACCAACGGGCCAUGAUGGCAGUGUUUCAUGAUAUGAUGGGAAAAGAGGUGGAAGACUACGUGGAUGAUCUUGUAGUAAAAUCCAAAACCAGAGGAAGUCAUUAG
Prunus armeniaca (apricot) is the source of this 735-nucleotide messenger RNA. NCBI's taxonomy places the organism in Eukaryota, Viridiplantae, Streptophyta, Magnoliopsida, Rosales, Rosaceae. The record is from the annotation of a GenBank genome assembly.